Molecule: messenger RNA, 3412 nt
Organism: Diospyros lotus (date-plum)
Lineage: Eukaryota; Viridiplantae; Streptophyta; Magnoliopsida; Ericales; Ebenaceae
Product: periodic tryptophan protein 2
Exons: 8
Coding region: 112-2787 (891 amino acids)
Biological process (GO): maturation of SSU-rRNA from tricistronic rRNA transcript (SSU-rRNA, 5.8S rRNA, LSU-rRNA); ribosomal small subunit assembly
Cellular component (GO): small-subunit processome; Pwp2p-containing subcomplex of 90S preribosome
Molecular function (GO): protein binding
Source: RefSeq, a predicted model, not a curated record
CCUGGCCUGCUAGUUAUUUUCAAGCUGAAGCUGGAGUUCUAGGUUUAGGGUUUAAGCUCUCAUCCAUGGUGGUGGCAGCCGGCUAGGGUUUUACAGAUUAUUCUCGUCACCAUGAAUUUCAGGUUCCAUAACCUUCUCGGAGCACCGUACAGAGGGGGCAACGUCGUCGUCUCCAACAAUACCCUCCUAAUCUCAGCCGUCGGCAACCGGAUCUCCGUCACCGACCUCGUCAAGUCGGAGACCACAACCCUUCCCUGUCAAUCCUCCUCCAACGUCGCCCGCAUCGCCGUGUCUCCUGACGGCGUCUUUCUCCUCGUCAUUGAUGACAACUCCCGUUGCCUCUUCAUCAACCUCCGCCGCCGCGUCGUCCUCCAUCGCAUCUCCUUCAAAAAACCCGUAUCCGCCUUGAAGUUCAGCCCCGACGGGGCGUUCAUCGCCGUCGCCGUCGGUAAGUUGCUCCAAAUCUGGCGCUCCCCCGGCUUCAAGAAGGAAUUCUUUCCGUUCGAAUUGGUCCGGACGUUUGCCAACUGCGAUGAUAAGGUUACGGCGAUAGACUGGAGUCCGUGCUCAAAGUACGUGCUGGCUGGGUCGAAGGAUUUGACUGCCAGGUUGUUUUGUUUGGAGAAACUGAGUGGUUAUAAGAAACCUUUCUUGUUGCUUGGUCACAGAGACACGAUUGUUGGCGCUUUCUUUGGUGUCGAUAAGAAAACCAACAGAGCCUUUAGGGCUUACACAUUAUCCCGUGAUGGUGCAAUUUUUACCUGGAGUUACAAUACCGCUGAUGAUAUGUUAGGAGUGGAAAAUUCUGAACCACCCUCACCAGGCACGCCUGAGCAGAGGCCAUCAAACCAGAAUGGCGAUGGUGAUGUUGAUGGUAAUGUAAAGAAAAGGAAGAAUUUGGAUGAAGGAGAUAGUAAUUUGGAUGAAAGAAGUGAAUAUUUGUUGCAUACAGGGAAGUGGGAAUUGUUAAAAAAGGACUACUUUAUGCAGGCUCCAGCUAAAUUGACAGCCUGUGACUAUCAUCGGGGUCUUGAUCUCGUGGUUGUGGGGUUCUCAAAUGGUGUUUUUGGGCUGUAUCAGAUGCCGGACUUUGUAUGCAUUCAUUUGUUGUCUAUAUCAAGAGAGAAGAUCACCACUGCUGUGUUCAAUGAUCUUGGCAAUUGGUUGACGUUUGGCUGUGCAAAACUUGGACAGUUGCUUGUCUGGGAAUGGAAAUCGGAGAGUUACAUCUUGAAACAACAGGGGCAUUACUUUGAUGUGAAUUGCCUUGCAUAUUCUCCAGAUUCACAGCUAUUGGCUACUGGAGCGGAUGAUAACAAAAUCAAGGUGUGGACUGUUUCCUCAGGCUUCUGUUUUGUUACAUUUUCGGAGCACACUAAUGCAGUCACUGCACUCCAUUUUACGUCCAAUAGCCAUUGUCUCUUAAGUGCAUCUCUUGAUGGCACUGUACGUGCAUGGGAUCUUUUCCGCUAUCGGAACUUUAGGACCUUCACUACCCCUUCCUCUAGGCAAUUUGUUUCGUUGGCUGCAGACCAAAGUGGUGAAGUGAUUUGUGCUGGAACUCUUGAUUCAUUUGAGAUUUUUGUCUGGUCGAUGAAGACAGGAAGGCUGCUGGAUGUUCUUAGUGGUCAUGAGGGUCCUGUGCAUGGCCUAAUGUUUUCUCCUACAACUGCUAUCUUAGCUUCAUCUUCAUGGGACAAAACUGUUCGCUUGUGGGAUGUUUUUGAAGGAAAAGGUGCAGUUGAAACAUUUCCCCAUACACACGAUGUUCUUACAGUUGUUUAUCGACCAGAUGGAAAGCAGUUGGCCUGCAGCACAUUAGAUAGCCAAAUACAUUUCUGGGAUCCAAUUGAUGGCUUGUUAAUGUACACGAUUGAGGCCCGUAGAGACAUUGCUCAUGGCCGUCUUAUGACCGAUCGCAGAUCGGCAGCUAACUCCAGUUCAGGAAAGUGCUUCACAACCCUGUGUUAUUCUGCUGAUGGGAGUUAUAUAUUUGCUGGGGGAGUUAGUAAAUACAUUUGCAUGUACGAUGUUGCUGAUCAGGUACUCCUCCGUAGGUUUCAGAUAACCCACAAUCUUUCUUUGGAUGGAGUUCUUGACUUCUUGAACUCAAAGAAAAUGACUGAAGCUGGUCCAUUAGAUUUAAUUGACGAUGACAAUAGUGAUGCAGAGGAAGGCAUUGAUAAACAAACCCGGGGAAAAUUGGGUUAUAAUUUGCCAGGAUCUUUACCUAACAGUGGAAGGCCUGUUAUCCGGACAAAAUGCCUCAGAAUCGCUCCAACAGGCAGAAGUUGGGCAGCUGCCACAACAGAAGGGGUCAUAGUCUAUUCCAUAGAUGAAUCCUUUAUCUUUGAUCCUACUGAUCUAGACAUAGAUGUUACACCUGAGGCAAUUGAUGCUGCACUAUCUGAAGAUCAACCAAGCAGGGCUCUGAUUCUUAGCCUGCGGUUAAAUGAAGAUGCACUGAUCAAAAAGUGCAUUCUAGCGAUUAUUCCAGUAGAUAUUCCAGUGGUUGCAUCAUCAGUCCCUUUCCGAUAUUUGCAAAGGUUAAUUGAAGCUUGUGCAGAUCUUCUGGAAAAUUGCCCGCACUUGGAGUUUGUUCUUCGAUGGUGUCAGGAGCUAUUUAAAGUUCAUGGUCAGUCGAUCCAGCAAAACUGCAGGAAUUUGCUCCCUGCUCUAAAGUCAUUCCAGAAGGCAAUUACCGGAUUGCAUCAAGAUUUGGCCGAAACAUGUUCCUCCAAUGAAUAUUUACUUAAAUAUUUGUGCUCCACGGUGACCAAGAAAUGAUGUGUGUGUUCAAUUGGCUGAUGCUUAGUUGCAGGCGAGCACAGCUGAUUGGGUCAGCUUGAUCCACCUCUACAGUUGCCUUUGGAGUAUGACACAGUACCAAUGCCCAUGUCCUAAAACAGCCCGCCGAUGCAAAACAGAAUUUUUGGUGGCAGUUAAUACUCAAUCAUCUGGAUGCUUAUGGAUAUGGUUUUGAGUAGGAGCCAUCCUAAUUGUUGUAGUUGUUGGCUGCUCAAUGUUGCAUGUGGUCAUGUUACUGCAAAGGAUUGAUCUCCUAACCGUGCAUUCAUUCGGUUGUUCUGUGCUUUAGGAAAUCACGGAGGAUUUUUUUUUUUUUAUAUAUAUAUUUUAUUUUUAAUUAAUUCUCAACAGACAAUACUACCAGCCCUUUGCUUUCUGGGGUAUAAUAGGAAAGGAUGUAAUAUCUCAGGGGAGUCAGGAUUAUGAGUGAUAAAGAUCUAUAGCUUAUGUUGUAGAAAUUCAAAAAGGGUAGUUGUAUUGAGGAAUGAGGAUGAUGGUUAUAACUUAUAAGAGCUUAUUUUUGUUCUAUGAUUUGGAAGGUUGAGCAGUUAAGGCAAAAUGUUAUUUUAAUUGAAACGAGGACUGUAAAUGUAAAUUUGUGAUU